UUCUUCUUUUUUUCAACAACAACAACAACGAUGACUACUUCUUCCACCACCUCGGUAGGUUGCUAGGAAACAUUAAACCGAAACGUUGAAGCUCUUUAUACCAAGGUUGUACUUAUUAAGUGUUUUCAACACACUGUCGUCAGAGUUACUAAUUACUCCAUUUACGUUGUCUGCUACCUGGCUUGUUAGUUUAACUCUAGGCUAAUUGCUAAUGCUAACUAACAUCCCUGACCAUGAGCUCACUAAACUACUCCUCCCUUGGUAAUGAAGAGGUGGUCUGCUGGACGGAGAAAGAAGCUCUGGAACUGAACAUUGUUGUUAAAGAGGAAGAAGAGGAGGAUGAUGAAGAGGUUUCAGUUUUUGGAGAGGAAGAAGCUAUCAGAAUAAUAAAGGAGGAAGAGGAGGCUAUCACAUUGAAAGAAGAAGAGGAUGUAAUGGUGAAAGGAGAGGAGGCCAUCUCAAUUAAAGAGAAGGAAGACGUUUGGGGAGUGAAAGGCGAGGAGGAGGGAGAGGAGCAGGAGACCGACGAUCUGAUUCACACCAGAGAAAGACCAGAUUCUAACACUGACAGCAGGAAGAGUCCCUCAGUGGAACCAGACCCAGGGAUGCCCAAACCA
This is a messenger RNA of Oncorhynchus tshawytscha (Chinook salmon), 617 nucleotides long. RefSeq names its product histone chaperone ASF1. The annotation marks the transcript as partial. The transcript is spliced from 2 exons. The record is from RefSeq and is a predicted model, not a curated record. Lineage: Eukaryota; Metazoa; Chordata; Actinopteri; Salmoniformes; Salmonidae.